Mugil cephalus (flathead mullet) is the source of this 1420-nucleotide messenger RNA. It is a transcript of the gene guk1b, whose product is annotated as guanylate kinase 1b. The record is from RefSeq and is a predicted model, not a curated record. Gene Ontology annotation, cellular component: cytosol. Gene Ontology annotation, biological process: purine nucleotide metabolic process. Bases 163 to 867 code for a protein of 234 amino acids. The transcript has 9 exons. Gene Ontology annotation, molecular function: GMP kinase activity. Lineage: Eukaryota; Metazoa; Chordata; Actinopteri; Mugiliformes; Mugilidae.
GAUCUGAAGGGAGGUGGUGCUAAUUUAGAUUGACAGCGGAUUCAGUGUCACACGCACACACCCGCAUGUUGUACACGGCCCAUUAAAGAGCCUGACAGAGGAUUCAUCUGUUACUGGACGUCCCUACAACACAGAGGAUACAGGCGCUGUGAAUAAAGAACAAUGUCAGGACCGAGGCCCGUGGUGCUGAGUGGCCCCUCAGGAGCCGGGAAGAGCACUCUGAUGAAGAGGCUGAUGAACGAACAUGAAGGCAUCUUCGGAUUCAGCGUGUCACACACAACGAGAAACCCUCGACCAGGAGAGGAAGAUGGCAAAGGGCUGAACAAGCUCCCCAUGCUUCUGGGGGCUACUUUACUGCCCGUAGCAGACGUCUUAUCCUCUGAAGACUUAGAAUGUUGUCCAAAUGAAUCAGAGACCACACAUAAAGACUACCACUUCACAACAAGAGAGGCCUUGCAGGAGGGCAUUGACAACGGAGAGUUCAUUGAGAAUGCAGAGUUUUCUGGGAACUUGUAUGGAACAAGUAAGACUGCCGUAGAAGACGUGCAAGCCAAGAACCUUAUCUGUAUCCUUGAUGUGGACAUCCAGGGUGUGAAAAGGAUUAAAGAGACUGAUCUGAACCCAAUCUACAUCUCUAUCCAGCCUCCAUCCAUUGAGACUCUGGAGAAACGUCUGAGGGACAGGCAGACUGAAUCAGAGGAAAGUUUACAGAAACGUCUGGAGGCAGCGCGCAUUGAUAUGGAGCUCAGUAAGGAGCCCGGAGUGUUCGAUGUGGUUAUCAUCAAUGAUGACUUAGAGAAGGCCUAUCAGGAGCUGAAAGAUAUCCUCAGUGAAGAAAUUCAGAAAGUUCAGGAGGCCAAAUCAUAAUGUCUGCUGCUGGAUAGAAGAGGCAAUGACCUGAAUACCUUCAUCUUCACUGACUAAGAACAUUUACACCCUUUUACUCAUGGAAAUGAGUAAAAUGUUGUUGUUCUUAUUGUCAGUCUAGGUUGUGUUAGAUUUAGCUAUAUCUGAACCGUAGAUUUCUGUCAGGUGACUCAUGUAGCAUGGAAAAAGAAAAUAACUGAUCAACAACUGCCAAAUACAGUGAUCACUCUUAAUGCAUCCAGCUUUGGCGCAGACCCAUUCAUUGUCGAGUACACAUCAGUACUAGCAGCCGCUGCCUGCUACACACAGCACAUAAACUGUUCAAAGAAACAGUCCCACUGGUCUUCGUUUGUUUUGUUGGACUGAUUGAAGUAGAAAUUAAUUCUCUCAAAGUUUGUGUAUUAUAAAACAACAACUAGGAUGAUUUAUAUUUACUGCAUAUUAUUCAGAUUGCAUGACCCAUAUAUUAGCCUCGGUACAUUUGUGUGUUACAUGUCAUAAGUAUAUGUGUUUGUGCACAAAUAACACAGAAUAAAAGAUGACGAUGACUGAA